AUGGCAACUAAAUACUUAAAAACAGUUCAAUUGAAUGAUGGAACUUCAAUCCCCUCCAUUGGUUUGGGAACAUGGAAAGCUAAAGACGAGGAAGUUUAUGAUAUCGUGAAACAUGCUUUAUCAAUUGGUUAUAGACAUAUUGACACUGCAGCUGGUUAUGGUAAUGAAGUACCUAUUGGAAAAGCAAUUAAAGAUUCGGGUAUUCCAAGAGAAGAAAUUUAUGUUACCACUAAAUUGUGGAUUACUAGGCAUGCUGAACCAGUGGUAGCAUUGAAGGAAUCUUUAGAAAGAUUAGAUUUAGAAUAUGUCGAUUUAUUCCUUAUGCAUUGGCCAGUUUACUUAAAUCCUAAGGGAACUCCAGAAAAGAUCCCACUAUUACCUAAUGGUAAGAGAGAUAUUGUUUUGGAUUGGUCAUUUGUUAAAACCUUUGAAUUAAUGCAAGAAUGUGUUGAGAAGGGAUUGACCAAAUCCAUUGGAGUUUCAAACUUUCUGAUCAAAAAUUUGAAAAAGAUCUUGGCUGAAGAUUUUAAACACAAACCUGUGAUUAAUCAAGUUGAAAUUCAUCCUUACUUACCUAAUUUGGAUUUAAAUAAAUUCUGUCAACAAAAUGGAAUUUAUUUGGAAGCUUAUUCUCCAUUAGGUUCUGAUGGAUCUCCAUUAUUAUCAGAGGAAGUGAUUAUUAAAAUUGGUGAAAAAUACAACGUUCCACCUGCAACUAUCAUUUUUAGUUGGUUGAUCAAACGAGGUAUAAUUGCCUUACCGAAAUCCAUCAAACCUCAUAGAGUUGAACAAAACUUGAUGAUCUUGGAUCUUGCUGAUGAGGAUGUCCAAUCUAUUAAUGAUAUUCAUCUUACUAAAUCUAAGAGAUAUGGAUUACCAGAUUGGGAUCCAAUUGAUGUUUUUGGUGAAGAUGAAUAA
This is a messenger RNA of Yamadazyma jaroonii, 918 nucleotides long. Lineage: Eukaryota; Fungi; Ascomycota; Pichiomycetes; Serinales; Debaryomycetaceae. The record is from the annotation of a GenBank genome assembly.